This is a messenger RNA of Knipowitschia caucasica, 1965 nucleotides long. Lineage: Eukaryota; Metazoa; Chordata; Actinopteri; Gobiiformes; Gobiidae. The record is from the annotation of a GenBank genome assembly.
AUGGAUCAGACGUUGCUGCUCUCCGUGCUGCUGAGUCAGCUGUGUUUGUCAGUGUCUCUGGACCUUCAGUACCACUUUAUAGAUAAGAACAUGUCGUGGUCUGAGGCUCAGAGUCACUGCAGAGAGUUCUACACAGACCUGGCCUCAGUGAACAACAUGAAGGACCUGAAGAACCUGAAGGCUGCUGCAAACGGACGCACGGACGCCUGGAUCGGACUUCAUCAAACCAGUGACAAACUCACAGACAGGAAAUGGCACUGGUCUCAGCCCACAGUCAGAUACAAGGAAGGACACGAUACAUGGCAAUCAGGGCAACCAAAUGAUGCUGGAGGACCUCAGAACUGUGUGGGGAUAUUCAGUAAUGGCGAGUGGUAUGAUUAUCAAUGUUCACAUGAAAACGUAUGUUUUAUCUGCUACAACGAGUCCUCCAACACUACUGUCAUGAUCAAUGAUGCCAAUAACAAAAGAACCUGGACAGAGGCUCAGCAGUUCUGCAGAACUCACCACACUGACCUGAUGAGUGGACUGGACCAGCUCAAACUGUUACAGGAACAGAACUUUACGUAUUCUUCAUUCUGGUGUUGGUUCGGUCUGUUCCGGGACACCUGGAGCUGGUCCGACAGAAGCGACUCUUCUUUCAGAAACUGGAACUCAGACACAUCGAUAAAUCCACAGACAAAGAAAUGUGCAGCACUGGGAGCCGAGGGCCGAUGUGAGAGCGACGAAUGUGGACUAAAGAAAAGCUUCAUCUGUGAAGGAGCUCCGAAGAAUACUUCCGUUGGCGCCGCGCUGCCCGGCCGGAGGACGUGUGCCUCGAGUGGAGUAGAAGACGAAGAAAGAGGGCGACAGGAGACUGAAUCUGGUCUCCAGAAGACAUGUUGUGGAAGUGUAAGAUUCAUGGAGAGCUUCACGGUCGACAAGUUCUGCAGAUUCUGUCUAGCGAGCAGCAGAGACGCACAACAGCAAGAGAUGGCUAUGCAAGAGAAAUUCAUCAUGAGGGUUAUUGUCUCAGAGGGAGACAUCAGAAAGUCUACAAUGACAACACGACCGGACACACUUGAAGAGUUGAUUGGCUGGCUUAAAGGCACUCUCCAAGCAAAUUACAACUUCGUCCUACAGUACCAAGACCCCGACUUUAACAAUGAACUGUGUAACCUUGAAGAUGUCUCAGACCUCCCAGAUAAGCCAACCAUUAAAAUCAUCCCUAUGGUUGAAUUGUAUCCAGAGGGGUUGGAUGACCACAACCUGGAAGCAGCUCGCCAGGUUCUAGUCAAUGAAAUGAUGAAAGCGAAGCCAAAUGGGUCCCUUAUUAAGAAAGAGAUGGAUAGGACCUUUGCUCUUCGGAGAAAAGAAGUUGUGACAGACAAGCCUGCAAUUACCCAGAUUGUACAGCGAUGGCCAGCACUUUUCUCUGAGAGCCAGGUGUGUUGCGAGUUCACCCGUGUGGUGGGGAAAAAUCUCAAAGAAAACUUCUUUGAGGCACUUGACCGUUUCUCACCAAACUUGAUGGACCUCUUCAGGAAGAAGAAGGGCCUCAGUGGACAGAUUUUAACUGACCUUUUACGUCAGACAAAGACCACUGAGCCAACAGACAUCAGGUGCCUUUGUCUUCGGGGACUGCCAGUCGUCUUGGGGGAUGACCCCUCUGCGUUCUUCAAAACCUGCUCGGAUGCAACUGACAAGGACUUGUACAGUGAAACUUCAGUGGGAAUCCUCUGCAUUGACGAACAUCCUCAACUCAACCCAUCCAGAGUGAGCAUCGUCUUGGAAGGGAGUCAGCUGUGUUGGUCAGUGUCUCUCGACCUUCAGUACCACUUUAUAGAUAAGAACAUGUUGUGGUCUGAGGCUCAGAGUCACUGCAGAGAGUUCUACACAGACCUGGCCUCAGUGAACGACAUGAAGGACCGGAAGAACCUGAAGGCUGCUGCAAACGGACGCCUGGAUCGGACUUCAUCAAACCAGUGA